AGCAGGAUAAUCUCCUAGAGGUCUGAGCAAAUCCUUGCAUCCUUAUAGUGUUAUUUGUCCUUUACUUCCUAUUUAUCUACGAAAUGGCAGCGCAGAAAAUAAACGAGGCACAUGAACACAUCGCCAAAGCGGAGAAAUGCUUAAAGACAAGCAUGACCAAGUGGAAGCCGGACUACGAUGGAGCUGCUUCUGAGAUGGCCAAAGCUGCUGUGGCUUUCAAAAACGCUAAGCAGUUUGAUCAAGCAAAAGAGGCGUACUUGAAGGAGGCAGAGUACCAUACAGAAAACAAAGCAUUGUUCCAUGCUGCAAAGUCAAUUGAGCAAGCAGGUAUGAUGCUGAAGGAUAUGAAACGACUCCCGGAGGCUGUUGAACUGAUUGAGAAAGCCAGCGUGAUGUACGUAGAGAACGGAACAUCAGGAACCGCAGGCAUAGCUUUGGACAGAGCCGGCAAACUUAUUGAACCGAUAGAUCUGGAGAAAGCAGUGGACUUGUAUCAGAAAGCUGCAUCUGUUUUUGAGAACGAGGACCGGCUCAGACAGGCUGCAGAGCUGCUGGGAAAAGCGUCCAGACUUCUGGUGCGACUGCGCAGGCUGGACGAAGCAGCUGUCUCUCUGCAGAAAGAGAAAAACAUGUACAAAGAGAUUGAAAAUUAUCCCACUUGCUUCAAGAAAACCAUAGCACAAGUGCUGGUCCAUCUCCAUCGGGGUGACUUCGUAGCAGCGGAUAAGUGUGUGAAAGAGAGUUACAGUCUUCCUGGGUUCAGUGUCAGCGAAGACUGUGUUUCAAUGGAGACGUUACUGGCGGGUUACGACGAGCAAGACGAGGAUCAGGUUUUCCGUGUGUGUAACUCACCUCUUCUUAAGUACAUGGACAACGAUUAUGCAAAGCUGGCCAUCUCCCUGAAAGUUCCUGGAGGUGGAGUGAAGAAGAAGAAAUCUCCCAAUGCUCCACAGGGGAGCGCUAAAGGAGCGCCGGCUGCAGAGGACGAGGACGAGUAUGAAGGUGGACUGUGUUAGGUUUAUCUGGGAAACGUCAGUACUUUUGCACUAGAGAGAAAAAGAACGAUGGAGAAUAGGCGAGAGUAUAUAUUCCUGAGAAACGGAGUGUACGAGACUAACAAAACAUAUAGAUGUGUAUACAGUAUACUUUGUGACAGAGUGGAUGCCCUGCAAAUCCUGAUGUUUUCCGUGCAGUGUCUCGACUCUUGAAAUCUCCCUGUACUGAGGAAAAAACCCAGAAAACCUGUUUACUCAAAAUUCACGUAUAAUGUUAGCAUGCUAAUGUGAAACACUUGUUUUUAUAGAACACACACAUUUUUCACUUUAAUGUUUAUUUUUUUAAACCUCAUCUCACAGAGCAUCCGUAAAGGUUAAAAAAAAAUGCGAUCGUGCUUUAAUAACGUAUAAAUACAAUAAAUACGGAUAAUUUAUCGUAUUUUAAAUUGUUGGAAAAUGACUUUUGGUGUUUAUAGACUUUCGUUCAUUUCUGGAUUAUGCUACGAUCUCCGUUUUUAAGGUUUACCAGGUGCCAUUUAGCCAUUUUAGCUAUAGCAUAUAGUGUGAGUUUUCAGUAAAUAGGUUUUCUAGGAUGCCGAAACUUUGGUCUGAAAAAUAUGCUCUGAUCAGAAUAAAAAUACUGGAGUAUUCCUUUAAAUAAAUAUAAAAAAACAUAACCUAAAAGCUAUUUUUAUCUUGUCAAAUAUUAGUUGCCAAAAUGUCUUUUAUCACAUACGUGUUAAAGUUACUAUGUUAAAACUAAGGUAUUGUUGUGUGUAUGUUGCUGUUUUAAAUAGAAAUUUGUAAAACUGUGAAUAUCACAUUGUUGGUGUGGUUUAUGCAGUCAUAUGUAUGAUGUGCUGUAAAGUAACUUAUUUGUUGUGUUCUUGUCUCUUCAGAGUUCAGAGUCUCAACUUUCCCUUUAAUGUAUAGCUAUUAGAAAAAAUACAGCGCAGAAAUGUGUAAUAUUUAGAAGGAGAGCUAACCUUAUUACUGAUGAAUACUUUAAACGUCUCUUUCCAACAUUAACUGAAAAGAAAUAGCCAUAUAAAAAGAAAUUUAAUAUAAACUAAUGGUGGGAAUUCUGACUCUUUUUAGUGACUCAGAUUAUUUGAUUCAUCUCAUAAUAUGAGUCGACUCCCAACCGACUCCCGAAGUUUUUUCUCCGAUAAACCUCCCAUAAAAAUUUGCAAUACUUUUUUAUUAAUUUUUUGCUUAACUACAGCUAAAACUGUUCCCAUCUAAUGAACAAAAUAUUAUUCAUCAGCAAUGUAUUUUUAAAUCUAUUUGAAACAAUUGUGAAUUCAGCAAGGCACUACAAAUAUACAUGGACAACUACAGUAAGUGUUUGUGCGUUUAUGUUGCUUUUUUCCUGUUGUGUCUGUUCUGCAUUAAGAAGAUUAUACGGAUUAACCGAGAUGAUGUACACAAGUUGGCUCUCCUAAAAGGCGUUCACCUAAAAGAGUCGACUCACUAGAUUAACUUCGGUGUGCUGCAAUGAUUUUAGGAAUGAUUUUGAUCAGUUUUAAAUAAAUAUCAGGAUGUUUUUUUUUGUUUGUUUGUUUGUUUUUUGUCCUGACAGAAUAUAUUCAAUGUUUACAGCGCGACUGAUGACCGUCAUAUUGUGACGUGAUGUUUAACACUGUUUAACCGCUUAACACUGAAACCUGAGUGACUUUUAGGAUUAAAGCUGUGCUUUAAAUAUCCUUAGAACUAGUUUUAUUUUUUCAUAGCCAUUGACCGAUGACAUAUAAUCGUUAUUAUAUAUUGAGAUCAGCAAAAACAUGAGGCUGUAGAAUCAUGUGAAACAAUCCUGAUGUGAAUUCUUCUUGUGACUGCUGCGUUCCACUGAUGAUGCUGAUAAUGGUGAUGAAUGUACGCACAGCAAUAAACACUUC
Tachysurus vachellii is the source of this 2893-nucleotide messenger RNA. RefSeq names its product N-ethylmaleimide-sensitive factor attachment protein, gamma b (gene napgb). The record is from RefSeq and is a predicted model, not a curated record. Gene Ontology annotation, molecular function: soluble NSF attachment protein activity; syntaxin binding. Bases 84 to 1016 code for a protein of 310 amino acids. The transcript is spliced from 12 exons. Gene Ontology annotation, biological process: intracellular protein transport. Lineage: Eukaryota; Metazoa; Chordata; Actinopteri; Siluriformes; Bagridae. Gene Ontology annotation, cellular component: vacuolar membrane; SNARE complex.